AUGUUGAGCACGAAUUAUCAAGUUUAUUAUAUGCAGGACUGUAUAGAGAAUUUCAAUGCAAAUGGGCAAGAAGAGGAGGACGGAUUUUUUUUCUGUGUUUUUUGUGUAGAGACAGCUUUAGGCCUACUUCUGUCGGUUGGUAUGGCAAUGGCAAGAUGCCUGGAAGAUAGAGAACCGAAACGGGCCAAAUGCAAAGUGGAAAAUGAAACAAAUUCUGCUGCUCAUUCCCGGGAACAUGUUUGCUCGCUCCAGUACAGGACGCCGCUACCGCAUAAUGCGGGUAGAAAUUCGGCUUCGAAAGAAAUGUAG
Messenger RNA from Gongylonema pulchrum, 309 nucleotides. Lineage: Eukaryota; Metazoa; Nematoda; Chromadorea; Rhabditida; Gongylonematidae. The record is from the annotation of a GenBank genome assembly.